CCUCCAAAAAGUCCCUCCUCAAGUCACAAUAAACUAAAAAUAGGCUUACAGCCUAGAAAAACGUUAAUCAAAUUAAUUUCAAAACAGACUUAGUGUUUGGCAAGUGAAAGUCAAGUGUGGUGUGCUUUGUCUCGUUGAUUUAUUUUUCGAAUUUUUGUCUGAGUGUUAAAUUGAGAGUUUGGACAAUUACAUAAAAGUUAAGUACUCAUUAAAGCGAAAAUAGCAUUUGAAGACUGGAUGAGUCUUUGUCCCGAUUGAUUCCUCCAAAAAUACUCGCCGCCCAAUUAGUCUCGCGCCGUUAAUUAAGCCGGUUUAAGCCCUUGCCAAUUAUCCUAGUGCACGUUGGACAUCGGCAGAGAUGGACGCCUGGGGCACCCUCGACAUCACCUCCGCCAUCACGCGGGACGACCUCAACAGCUCGUUCCGACGCUCAAAAAAAAUUACCAUCGAGAAGCUCCCCGACAAAGUCCUGCUCCACAUUUUCAGCUACUUGAGCCACAAGGAGAUCUGCCGCAUGGCCAAAGUGUGCAAAAAGUGGCGAAUGAUCGCCUACGACACGCGUCUCUGGAAAAACGUGUCACUGAGACCAGAAAUCUCGGGCCUCCAUGUCGGCUCUCUGGAGUCGCUCUUAGCCUUGAUAAGUAUCCGCUUCGGCCCUUCUUUGCGCUACAUCGAGCUGCCAAUCGAGCUCAUAACGCACACGGUUUUGCACGAGCUGGCCAACAAGUGCCCCAAUUUGACUCACAUGCUGUUGGACUUCUCCACAGCGAUGCAACUUCACGAUUUCAGCGAGUUGCAAGCGUUUCCGACCAAGUUGAGGUAUCUGUGCAUUUGUCUGAGUGAGGUCAUCUUCAUGGAGGGCUUCAUGCGGAAGAUUUACAAUUUUAUUAAUGGGCUUGAGAUUCUUCACCUGAUCGGGACCUAUGAGAAGGUGGAGGAGGAGGAAGAGGAGAUUUAUGAAGUUAUCAAUGUGCAUAAGCUCAAGUCGGCGACUCCCAAUUUGAGAGUUAUUAACUUGUAUGGGAUUAAUUUUGUGGAUGAUAGUCAUAUUGAUGCUUUCAGCUCAAAUUGUAUUCAGCUUGAGUGCCUGGCUGUGAACUACUGUGCCAAAGUGACCGGUUCCACCCUCAAAACCCUGUUCCAAAGGAGUCGUCGCCUCAAAUGCCUCCUAAUGAACGGCACAAACUUGCAAAGCGAUUAUUUGAUGCAAGUCGAGUGGGAGAAAUGCUCGCUUCAAGAACUCGACAUCACCGCCACAGAUCUAUCAACUGAGGCCCUCCAGGACAUGCUGACUCGCCUCCCAGGCCUCAGAUUCCUGAGCGCGGGCCAAAUCAACGGUUUCAACGACUCGGUCCUAAAAGCCUGGAUGGAGGCCGGAAACCCGCGAAAUUUGGUCGCUUUGGACCUCGACAGCUCGGAUAAUUUGAGCGAGGACGCGAUCUAUAAGUUCCUGUCCAAGUAUGGGCCCCAGUUAUGGGGCCUGAGCCUGUCUGGAAUGACCCACAUAACCGACUCUUUAUGGCAGACGGUUUUGCCCAUUUUGACCAACGCAAAGAUUUUGAUCAUGGGGACGCAGGAGCGGCUCGGUGUCAAUAUCCUUGUGGAUCAGUUGAUGGACAGUAUCGCCCGGAAUUGCAUCAAUGUGGAGCGGUUGGAGUUGAGGUGGGAUCCCGAUAAUUUGAGGUUUUCGGAUAAGAGUCAGAAGGCGAUUGAUACGUUGAGGGUCAAGUGUUUGAAGUUGAAGUGUCUUAGUUUGAGUGAUGGGCGGUAUUACGAGAUUGUUAAAGCCAAUUUUGAGCGAGCUGAUCGGAUGACUGUGGUCAGGACUUUGACGAAUUGUCGGGUCUCGAACUAUUAUCUCCUCUCAAAUUACAAGGACUUGGUUUUCAACUAAGAAUAAGGCGUGUGUUUAUAAUUUUGUAAAUAACUGUAAUUAAACAAGGAAAGUUGGAUGGA
This is a messenger RNA of Tribolium castaneum (red flour beetle), 1956 nucleotides long. RefSeq names its product F-box involved in polyQ pathogenesis (gene FipoQ). The transcript has 6 exons. The record is from RefSeq and is a predicted model, not a curated record. Gene Ontology annotation, biological process: positive regulation of protein ubiquitination. The coding region runs from base 359 to 1894 and encodes 511 amino acids. Gene Ontology annotation, molecular function: protein binding. NCBI's taxonomy places the organism in Eukaryota, Metazoa, Arthropoda, Insecta, Coleoptera, Tenebrionidae.